Fukomys damarensis (Damara mole-rat) is the source of this 2592-nucleotide messenger RNA. It is a transcript of the gene Zdhhc24, whose product is annotated as zinc finger DHHC-type containing 24. Gene Ontology annotation, molecular function: protein-cysteine S-palmitoyltransferase activity. The transcript is spliced from 3 exons. Gene Ontology annotation, biological process: peptidyl-L-cysteine S-palmitoylation; protein targeting to membrane. The record is from RefSeq and is a predicted model, not a curated record. The coding region runs from base 296 to 1018 and encodes 240 amino acids. Lineage: Eukaryota; Metazoa; Chordata; Mammalia; Rodentia; Bathyergidae. Gene Ontology annotation, cellular component: endoplasmic reticulum; Golgi apparatus.
UCAAGUUCAAGGUCAGCAUAGGCUACAUAAUAAAUAGUGAGAUCAAGGCCAGCCUGGAUUACAUAGACCCUCUCUCACCACCACCCCCAUAAAAUAAAUAAGUAGUCAAGGGGGACCUCAUUGAGGCAUUUGAGCAAUAACUUGGAGAUGACUUAGCUUUGUGGGAAUUUGAGGGCAGAAUGUCCCAGGCAGAGGGGCCAGACCAUCAAAGGCUCUGAGGCAGCUGUGAGCCUACCAUGUUCCCAGAACAGCAAGAGGGCCAGACUGAUUGGGAUGGAGUGAGAGAGAACAAGGGAUGUUAGAUCAUAGGACCUUGUACUACAUUGAAGGCUUUGCUUUUUACUGGAAAGGAAAUGGACAGCCACUGGAGGGUUCUGAGCCGAGGAAGGACAUAAGUGAAGCUUUAGAAGGCCCAGUCUGGCUUCUGGGCUUCUGCUACCAGUGCCAGAGCCAGGUGCCACCACGUAGUGGGCAUUGCUCUGCCUGCCGCGUCUGCAUCCUGCGUCGAGAUCACCACUGCCGCCUCUUGGGUCGCUGUGUGGGCUUUCACAACUACCGGCACUUCCUGUGCCUGCUGCUCCAUGCCACCGGUGUCCUGCUCCACGUCUCUGUGCUUCUGGGCCCCGCCCUGUCUGCCCUGCUGCAGUCCCACACGCCCCUCCACACUGCUGCCCUCCUCCUGCUACCCUGGCUCAUGCUGCUCACAGGCCAAGUGUCUCUGGCUCAGUUUGCACUGGCCUUCGUGAUGGAUACGUGUGUGGCAGGUGCACUGCUGUGCGGGGCUGGGCUGCUGUUCCAUGGGACACUGCUAUUGCGGGGCCAGACAACGUGGGAGUGGGCUCGGGGCCAGCACUGCUAUGACCUGGGCACCCGCCACAACCUGCAGGCGGCCCUGGGGCCCCGCUGGGCCCUCAUCUGGCUCUGGCCCUUCCUGGCUUCCCCUUUGCCUGGGGAUGGGAUUACUUUCCAGACCACAGCUGAUGUGGGACUCUUGGCUUCCUUAGCCAAAGCUAAAUAGGACAGAGAGGAGAUGGAGGGUGGGUGUGGGGGGUGGGGUGGGGAGUAUUAACAUGUUUCCAGCCCCACCUUCAGGCACAGGAGGGAGGCCAGGUUAUCCCUUAAUGCCUGCAGUGGGGAAUUCCAGACCAUCCUUGCCCCUGCCCAGGUUCCAGUUUGGGCUCAGGUCUUGUGAUUGUGCCUCUCUUGGCUGAUUACAGAAGAGAGUCUGGCAAGGGGCUGCUUGGCUGUCCCUCUGCCAGGCUAAAAAAGUGACCAUUUGGUCCUUGGCUUCCCUCUGCUCUUUACUAGGUUUCUGGUCCUUGUUUUGUUGCCUUGGCUGCUGCUUUUUUUUUUUUUUUUUUUUUUGGUACCAGGGAUUGAAUUUGGGAUCUAGUGCUUUUGAGGCAGGCAGCAAAACCACUGAGCUAGAUCCCCAGCCCUUGGCUGCUGUUUCUGGUUUCUGUACUAGGCCUGCAAACCACAGAAUGAAGGACCAGAGCUGUGCCUCCUCUGGCUCUGGAAGGGGAAUGGGAUGCAGGCAGUGAAAAUCCAGACAUGCUUUACAGUACCAGUCUUUAUGACAGGAAGCAUUUCUGCAACAUUCUAAGAGCAUCUAUGUUUGGAAACUCUCUUAGCUACUGUUAUACAUUGGUGGCAAGUAUGCUUAUUUGGUGAAUGAAAAAUGUAAAGCUGGAGGAACUGAUGUGCUAAGGUCAUGGGAUAAUAAACAGGAGGAAGGAUUUGAACUCGGGUUUUUGUGCUUUCCCCUCACCGUGCACAGUUGGUGAGGAAAGGAAGCAGGAAAAGAAUCAGAGCAAAGCAGCCAGCUGGGACUGCAAAGAGGAUGGCUGUACCCCUCUGUGGCUCUUUGGAGUUGUGUGUUCCACCUUUUUAUGUAAAUAUAGCAAACAGCAGGCUUCAACCCACAAGUUUAUCUCUGCUCUCUGAGCCUCUCUCAAGUGAUAGUAAAGAAACAAAAGAGAUACAAAUUUGCAAGGGGCAGGAAGACAAGAGACAGCAGUAAAUCAAGGAGCUUGACAGACCAGGCUGGCCUCAAACUCCACAGUUCUGCCUCAGCCUCCCAAGUGCUGGCAUUAGAGGCGUGUGCUACCCUACCUGGCUCUUGACAAUGUAUUGAAAGAUAGAAGAUGGUUAGAGGGCUGUUCAUCGUUUAGCAGAGAAUUAGAAAUUGAAUAGCAUGUUCUCAGAGGGAGGGGCUGAGAGGCAAGCAGAAUUGCCCCCUGGAGAGGCUCAGGAAUUCCACCAGCAGGGUAGGCAGGUGGGGCGUGGGGCCAGCAGUGGGGACAGAUGGACAGUGGCUAAGGAGCUGUUCGCUGCACUUCCCCUAAGCAGGCAAGCAGCUAUCCCUGUGGGUUGGGUGGAGUUACUGGAAGAGAACUGAGUCAGAGCUCAGGGUCUUGAGGGAAAUGGGGAAGGUGGGGAUGAGGGGCUGGACCAAAAAUGAGGUUGAAUGAAAGAGCAUAGAUAAUGCUGGGGUGCUUGUGUACCCCUAGAAUUCUUAGAGUAACUCACCCUCUGACACGCUCUGCCCAUACCACACGGGUGACUGUUUCCUCCAAUCAGCAUGCACUA